CCUUCGGAGUGCGAUCAGUAUCUUUCACAUCAGGAAUUAUGACCGACGCACAUUCUGAAGCUAUUGCUGGAAUCGUAGGCGUUGUAGGCUGCACUGAUGAUGUGGCCCGCCGAUGGUUGAAGGUCAAAAACAACGAUGCAGACGCGGCGCUCAACGCCAUAUUUGAUAAUGAGGAUCUUUCAAAAGCAGAGUCAACAUCAACCGUCACCUGGAACGAGAAUGACUUCAGUGCCGGCCGCGAUGGAACUGCAGCAUUUGGUCCCCAGAACUACGCAUUCAACGAACAGAAUCUGCGUCCAUUAGGACAGAGCGCGGCUCCGACAAGAGGCAACUCACCCGCCAACUCCUUCAGACAACCUGCAAACAGGGACGAUGAAGAUGCUGAUUUACAGAAAGCUAUCGCUGCUUCACAAGGCCAGACUGGUGUUACUCUACCCAACACAAACUUCAAACCUGCGACAGAGAAUCAUUAUGAUCCUAGGCAGUGGUCCUUGACAAUUGCAGACGACCAGCAGGCCAGCGAAAUCAUUCCAGAUUUGGAACCUCAUGAACGUAAGAACGAACCUGGAGAACCUCGUUUCUUGAAACAGCUUCCUUCUGGAGACUAUCUACCCAACCUACUCACUAUUGCGCAUUCUAUCCCGUUCGCACGCAAGGCUUUGUUGGCACCGCACAAGUCGUAUUCUUCCUACGGCUCAGACUCGGAAUGGUGGAAAGGUCAUGGUAUCCGUCUGCCUAAAAUUGUCAGCACUGUCAGUGGCGCGCCUCUGGAGCCAGCCACUACGAGCCAAGACGAAAUGAUUGCAGAGAUGCAGCGUCUGAUGGCAUUAUUGGACGAGAGUACAAGAUCAUAUGGCAGCGCAGACACACUUGUCCGUCUUGCCGAGAACAACAGCGGAUGCAUUCUUGACAGAGUCUUGCAGAAGUGGGAGAAUGCCUACUUGGAUACGAUGGAGCAGUACUACAACGAGAAUAAGUUCUUCGUCUUCCAUUCGUUGAUAGGAACAACGAAUCCUGAAGGCAUGAACACCUCGGAUCUGUACUCACUACCGCUAUUCGUCACCUCCGGUCCUGGAAAUGCAAGUGUUGAUCUGGCUUCCAUCAUGGACGAUACUCUCUGGGAUACCGAUGUCGACGAUGUCAACUUCUACGACAACUUUAUUGAUAGUUGUGCACAAGUUCUACCCAUUCGCCUGACACAAAACGACACCUCCAAGGAAACACUCAAUGUCAUCAUCCCGCCAGCCUUCUACGUCGACAAGUAUCUUAAGAAGAAUGCUGAUGCGACGAGGGAAGUUCGCAAGCAGAUUGCCCACGGCAAGAAGAAGAUCGAGAAGAUUGAGUUGGCUGAGUUCAAGUUGAAGAACUACAGACAUGCUCAGAAAGGAGACUUGGACACCGAGUCGAUGUUGCAGCAUGCUCAAAAUUACUUCUCGGGCGAGAGUAGAAAGAACUUGAUUGAGGAGAGAGAAGGUGCUGGUGCAGGUGGAGAUACUGAUAUCCCUCUACCGCUUGAGCACCACAGCGUAAUAGCUGAGCAGCUACACGCAGUUUGUGUAGAGAUUGAUUCGAAGCUCAAAGCCCUUGAACAAGAAAAGGAAAAGGCACGCAAAGCACUCGCAGAACUCUCGCAAGAGACUGGACUGGCACAAGAAUCUCUCCAGCACAGAUACUCGCUCAGAGGUGUUUCUACCAAAUCACAAGUCACCUACCUCCUCCGCCCACGCGAUCCCUCCGACACCUCCAUGGUCGACGACGAAGACGCACCAGCAGGCACACAGUGGUGGCGCAUCGAAUAUGAUGUCCAAGUCAACGGUGCCAAGGUCAACAAGUCAAAAUCCAGCCAAGACGAUGUAAUCCGCGCCGUAGAGCUCGAACACAACCAAGCUCUGCUCGUCUACGCCAGUGAUGCCGCACUCUCUCCUGAACACCACAUCGAGCUCACUCGUGCCCUCAAAGAGUUCAUCCGCCAUGACGACGAAAACUUUGAUUCUGAGAUGCAGAUGAAUGGAUAUGGACAUGUCAAUGUGUAUCCUGCCAAUGUUGGCCAACGUCGUGGCUCUGCAGACAGUACUAUUGCCAACUUUGGUAACGACGAAGAUCUACCUCCUGCCUACGAGGAUGGAGACGUGGAAUAUGGCCGCAUCCCUAUCGACGAUGGCAAGGACAUCACCAUGAAUGGAGGGGGAGAAAGCCCUCCAGCACAUGAGAUAAGACUUGACAACGAAGAUGUUCAGCACUCAUCAGGAGGAGACAAAGGAGGAGUGGAGAUGAUUGAAAAGACACACGAGGUGCCUUCUACAUUGUACAGGUUCGGCAACGAUGGCUCGAAGACUGCAAAGACGGGAAAUGACGAUGCUAUGACAGGUAUCGCGGCCCAAGAAGAAGAAGUCGACCUGAUCGAUUUUAAGGAUUAGGAAGUACACAUCCGCUUCUUCUCCUGAGUUUUAACUCUCAUCACUAGCAUAAUUUCGAGAUCAGCUGGAUAGUUGAAGAAUAAAUCAUCAUCACUCUCAUCAUUUCUUGCAACGAUCCUUG
This is a messenger RNA of Aureobasidium pullulans EXF-150, 2538 nucleotides long. RefSeq lists its product as uncharacterized. NCBI's taxonomy places the organism in Eukaryota, Fungi, Ascomycota, Dothideomycetes, Dothideales, Saccotheciaceae. The record is from RefSeq and is a predicted model, not a curated record. Bases 39 to 2417 code for a protein of 792 amino acids. The transcript has 5 exons. Gene Ontology annotation, cellular component: cytosol; nucleus. Gene Ontology annotation, biological process: protein deubiquitination.